AUGCACACCGAUGGGAGGUACCGCCGCAAACAGUUUUCCAGUUGUGAUGCCUGUCGCAAGUCUCGCGUCGCAUGCGAUGCCCUGCGCCGGUCUGCCAGGGGUCUGGCCGCCUGCACCCGGUGUGCAAGCCGCGGUCGGCAUUGCAGUUUUGAUUGGAUGAGAAGAAUUCCCCGUGGCUCAGAAGACCCAUCGGAGCGUUGGAACGAAAUGUCAUCGCCCCCAUCAAUUCGCUCGGCUGGCCAACGAGCGGAUAGCCAUGACUUCGAUGAAACUUCUCUGGCAUCCAUGCGAAUGCCGAGUUUGGGCACGGAUGUAGCGGAUUGGCUGCAAACUAUGUACGAAGAUGGCUUCGAGGCUCGUGGGUGCUUAGAAGACAGUCCUAGGGAACAUCCUACUCUCUCGUUGGCUGUUAGCAUUUCCUCUCUCUGCCGGCAAUUCGAUCAAUUGAUGAUGGAUUUGGAGGCUCAAGGCUCACAUGGGCCGAUCAGCCAGCGUCUCACACAGGCAGAGAUUGAUAAAGAGCGGCAAAUUGACCACACUUUGAACCAAGCCAUAAAAACAUUUUCUGCUCGAUGGUUGCCUCUUACAUUCGACUCAUCUUCCCACAAAGAAGCACAGACCCAGCUAAUACAAAGCCUCUGGCGCGACUUGCGGAGGAAGCUACCAAAAGCUAUGAAUCGACCCUGCUAUCGGUCGAUGUUGAGUUUGUAUCUGUUUUCUAUGGUACCGGUACCUGUCGGUAUAUCAGAGGAAGAAGAGGAAAACGGCAUUCCAGCUCAGGUUUGCGUUCAGGCCGCCUUGCAGCAAGUUCAAUACCUCCGCGCUCGGCAAAGAAGCUUGGAGUUCAAUGGCUCCAAAGUCUCGCUUCUGUCCGACCAGGCAGCGGUGAUUUCUACUCCAGAUCGGAUGCGAACAGACUUCAUGACCAUGGAAAACAUGAUAUACUGGGCCGCCCUUACAUUCGAAACGUCAUCAUCUCUAACACUCAACACCAAAUCGCAGCUUUCAUCUGGACUCCUGGGAUGGGAGCUGGAAGCCUCUUGGAGGAUGGUCAAAACAUGUACCGACAUUUUUCACGACCAAUCGGAGAACUGGCGUUCCCAUGGAGUUAUGGUUACAGAAGAGACUGCAAAUCAAAUCAUCGCAGCUGCACAAGCAUUUAAACUCCGUCUGUGGAAGGUCGGAGCCAUUCUCAAGGAGGCUUUGCGGGAAGGUCAUGCGGAAAAGGCUGUGCAACAUGCAUAUACCUGUGCGGUUGACACGAUCAAUCAGUUCAACUUUACCUAUCGACCUCUGUUGGCAAUGUGUGAACGACGUCUUCAAUUUCUGGGUCAGCAUACGAAACUCCGCUGGUAUGAACUCAUGCUGCAUCAUAAUCUGUGCAUAUUAAUAAUUACCGACGCCAUUGAAAUUGCAAGACGCAUUGAUAUCCUGGAUCGCAUGACCAGUAUAAGGUCCGAAGCGGAGGGCAGUCUAAUGAACUGUCUGAAAUUUGGACUGAGCAAUCAAUUCACCAUAGCACAGCGACAUGGAGAAUCACAAGGUAGUAACCGCACAUUUCCUCUUAUCGCCAUUGACCCUUAUCCUCAUCACGUCGUGGCAGGAGUGCAGCUGCUGUGGAAAGGUAUUGAACGUGAUGUGGAUGGCGGCAAUCUCGAAGCAGGGAUCUGUGAGGGUCUUCAGUCCAUUCUGCUACAGACAUUGGAACUGCUGCCUCAAACCUCAAAGUCGAUUCGCAAGGCUACGGAGCAGGCCCGGUUGACUUUAAAUCCACAUGAGUAUGACCGCGUCGUGCUACUCUGA
This is a messenger RNA of Penicillium lagena, 1803 nucleotides long. RefSeq names its product Zn(II)2Cys6 transcription factor domain-containing protein. Gene Ontology annotation, biological process: regulation of DNA-templated transcription. The coding region runs from base 1 to 1803 and encodes 600 amino acids. Lineage: Eukaryota; Fungi; Ascomycota; Eurotiomycetes; Eurotiales; Aspergillaceae. The record is from RefSeq and is a predicted model, not a curated record. Gene Ontology annotation, molecular function: DNA-binding transcription factor activity, RNA polymerase II-specific; zinc ion binding. The transcript is spliced from 5 exons.